Heteronotia binoei (common prickly gecko) is the source of this 4316-nucleotide messenger RNA. RefSeq names its product nucleoporin 58 (gene NUP58). Gene Ontology annotation, cellular component: nuclear pore. Gene Ontology annotation, molecular function: structural constituent of nuclear pore. Lineage: Eukaryota; Metazoa; Chordata; Lepidosauria; Squamata; Gekkonidae. The record is from RefSeq and is a predicted model, not a curated record. The transcript is spliced from 16 exons. The coding region runs from base 64 to 1863 and encodes 599 amino acids. Gene Ontology annotation, biological process: nucleocytoplasmic transport.
AAAGGCCUUGCGGAGUUCCGGACCCCGCGGUAGUCUGGCGGGGCUUUCCUCGCCUCUGCCGCCAUGUCGACGGGCUUCUCUUUCGGAGCCGGCACUCUGGCGACUGCUGCUGCCGCUGCGGCUGGAACUGGAGGAGGGAGCGGCGGAGGGGGGUUCUCCUUUGGAGCCGCCGCUCCGAGUUCUACAGGAGGACUUAAUUUUGGGACCUUGGGCUCAACAGCUACAACCACAACAACAGCUUCUUCUGUAGGCUUUGGAACUGGAAUCUUUAGCACAAAACCUGCCACUAGUUUUACGCUGGGAGGAACAAAUACAGGAACAGCAACAACCAUUGCUACUGGAUUGUCACUUGGCACACCUGCUACUACUUCUGCCUCCACUACAGGCUUUAGUUUAGGAUUUAACAAACCCGCAGGAUCAGCCACGCCAUUUGCGUUGCCUAUCACUUCUACCUCUGCUGGCCUUUCACUUUCUUCUGCUCUUUCAUCAACUCCUGCAGCAGGGUCCUCUGGUUUUACUUUAAAUUUGGGAGGCACAGCUGCACCAACCACAACUGUAUCCACGGGUCUGUCUCUAGGAGGAGCCUUAGCUGGACUAGGAGGGACGCUUUUUCCAAGUGCAAGCACAGCUGCAACUGGGCUUGGACAGAAUGCUUUGGGUUUGACUCUUGGGGCAGCUCCAGCCCCAGCCACCACCAUUAAUGAAGGGCUUGGUGGCAUAGACUUCAGCAGUUCUUCAGAUAAAAAGAGUGACAAAACAGGAAUUAGACCAGAGGACAGUAAAGCACUUAAAGAUGAAAAUCUACCUCCAGUAAUCUGCCAAGAUGUAGAAAAUCUCCAGAAGUUUGUAAAAGAACAAAAACAGGUUCAGGAGGAAAUCAGUCGAAUGUCUUCCAAAGCAAUGCUUAAAGUGCAGGAGGACAUUAAAGCUUUGAAACAGCUUUUGUCAGUGGCUGCCAGUGGGUUACAAAGAAAUACUCUUAAUAUUGACAAACUGAAAGUGGAAACCGCUCAGGAACUCAAAAAUGCUGAAAUAGCAUUAAGAACACAGAAAACACCUCCCGGUCUUCAACAUGAAAACACAGCGCCAGCUGAUUACUUCAGGAUCUUGGUUGAACAGUUUGAAGUACAACUGCAACAGUACAGACAACAGAUUGAAGAGCUGGAAAAUCAUCUAGCUACUCAGGCAAAUAAUUCAUAUAUAACUCCACAAGAUUUAUCUAUGGCAAUGCAGAAAAUUUAUCAAACCUUUGUAGCUCUGGCUGCACAGCUUCAAUCAAUACAUGAAAAUGUGAAGAUGCUCAAAGACCAGUAUCUCGGUUAUAGAAAAACCUUUCUGGGAGAUUCUGUGGAUGUAUUUGAGGCAAGGCGAGCAGAAGCCAAGAAGUGGCAAACUGCCCCACGCGUUACAACUGGACCUACUCCUUUCAGCAACCUACCAAAUGCAGCAGCUGUUGCCAUGGCUGCAACACUUACACAGCAGCAGCCACCUGCUACAGGGCCACAGCCGUCUCUGGGAGUUAGUUUUGGAACACCAUUCGGUUCAGGUAUUGGCACUGGCUUGCAAUCAAGUGGCUUAGGCUCUUCAAGCCUUGGAGGAUUUGGAAGUAGCUCUGGUUUUGGAAGCACUGCUACAGGUGCAUCAUCAUUUGGAUUUGGAACGACAAAUAAGCCUUCAGGAAGCCUUAGUGCAGGCUUUGGCAGUUCAAGCACAUCUGGGUUUAACUUCAGCAAUCCUGGCAUCACAGCAUCUGCUGGCCUGACAUUUGGGGUGUCCAAUCCAGCCUCUGCAAGCUUUGGCACAGGAGGACAACUUCUUCAGCUGAAGAAACCCCCAGCUGGAAACAAGAGGGGGAAGAGAUGAAGGGCAGAAAGGGGGAGGCACAAGGGCAGGCGGGGGCCGAGAGGAGGAGGGCGUUGCUGCAUUCACGCGGCUCAUUGUGAGAAAAUCUAUUUUUUUACGCUGAUAAAAUAGGUGCUCUGCAUCUUGGAGAUUUAUAACAUUUUGCUACUUCUUCCUGUCCUGGAUUAUUAAAAUGUAACAAACAGCUAUUUUCUUGUGAAUCAAAGCCCAAUUAAGAAUUUUUUUUGGUCUUAGGUUUAGAUAUGUAUUUCAUGAUUAAAGAAUCCUGUAAAAUCAUAUAUUUAACCUUCUAACAGUAGCAGAAUAUUUUUGUCGAUAAGCUUUAAACCAUGUAGAAACAUGCAUACUUGGAGGGUUUUGGUUUUUGUAUAGAGAAAGUUAUAUUCUAGUAAAAUAUGCUAGAGCCCGUAUUGUCUGUUUCACCUUUUAAAAUCAUCAGGGUGGUUUAGUGUAUAUGUAUGUAAAUAUAUACAGUACAAAUACACAGCUGAGUGUGCAUACUUGGUACAUUUAAUUCAUUUAAAACUUUUCUCAUAAGAUAGAGAGUUAGGUAGAGGUGGGGUCCACAGUUGAGGCCCUCGUGUGUGCUGGAGAACAAGGGCAAGAACAUGCUUUGCUGCCCUGCCUGGUCCCUGCUCCACCUCCAUGGCCACUGAGCAUAAUGUUUUGAUGGGGCUACACAUGUACAAACCAAUGUGCAUCAACUAAGGCUGCCUUUUCAGUUUAUCAGAUCUUAUGUGGGACAUGGUCCCUGUAAUGGAUGGACCUCCUGGGAUAUUACACCCUCAAGUCGAUGUCAGAGGUGAGGGAGGAAUGCUGUGUGAAGAGGGAGAUAUGGGUUGUUUCUUAUCCCUGUACCCUGUCAUGUGGAGGAGAGCGAUCUGUGGGGAUCUCUUAAACGCUUCCAAAUUCAGUUUUGGUUCUGAGUAGUUCUCACCCCUUCCACAAAUAUGCACAUAGUGUUCCAGCAUAUCAAACACAAAUGUAUUAAUGCAUGUAUUUUCAAGACAUGAAACAUAGCAAGUUGUCUCAUCUGAUAACCAUUCUUAUUUUGUUUCCAUUCAUUGCGUUGAACUGUGUGUUCACAGUUAACAUACUCAAGCUGAUUAGUUUUGAACCCUGGCGAUAUUUUCAGCUUCAGGGCUUCAGAAGGAACCCGUAACUUUGGAGAGCAGAUGGCUGAUUCAUGCAUUCUGAAAUAGCCCCAAUCUGCACAAAAAACUCUCAUGAGUGGCUCUCCUUGUAUGAACAGCAUAACAGAAGAGCACUCUGGGAAAGGCGUGGCAAAACUUCUAGAAGCAGAGUGCACCAAGGAUGAGGAAACAUCUAGUGAAAAUUUGCAGCAUCUUCUGCAGACUUCCUUGUCUCACCUUGUGCUAUGCACAUAAGCAGUAUGCAAAAGAAUUCAGCACUGACUGGGGCUAUUUCAGAACAAAUGAGUCCACUUUGUUUAGGGCGUUUAUUUCCAAUAUAGACAAAGCCUGUGCUGUUCUGAGACAAGCAUUGGUUCCAAAAAGGAGAUACUUGCUUUUAUGCUCAAGGACAGCAGGGCACAAUAAGUAGCUGCAAAGUGUAGCUCAAGGUCAUAUACUAAGAGUAGACGCUGGGAAACAGCUGUAAUUCUAGUCUUGUUUGAGUUCAGGUGAUGGCAUCCUUGCAUUUUGAAGCCCCGUCUUCUGCGAAGUAAAAGCAACGUAAUGGGAACGCUGGUUUCCUUAAACUAGGGGCUGCCCAGUGCUGUCAGCACAGAUCCCUUUCAUUUCAAUGGGGCUUUUGCUAGGCCAUUUAUUUCAGGGGUGUGGGCUGUAAAUCAGCCAGUCUCAAUACUGCUGCAUGUGUCUGUGUAGAACUUCAGUGAGGUCUCGUCUUUUUACAUAGAAACUUUUUUGUAUAUAAUCCAAGCAAAUAUUUGCAGUUCUCAUGUAGGCACCUUUAGAAAGUGUAAUUGUACAUAUUCUGGUUUUGAACUUGUCUGCCUUCGGUUUAGUAUUAUUUUUGUAAGUUCUGCUGGUUUUAUGUCUUACGUAAUAAAUAAUCAGGCAGAUGUGUGAGUCUUGAAUGUGUUGUGUUCAGAAAUAAAGGGGAAUAGCUUGCUUAGCACAAGGCUUUUCACCUUUAUACACAUGUGCAAGCAACAUUUGAAGUAUGAGCAGGUUGUUGGGUUUUAUUUGUUUAUUUUAAAGGAGGGUAGAGCUUUUAAACCUGAUGGGAUUAAGAAAAGCUUAAAAUUCAUUUCAGACCACAGUUUUAUUUUGAAUUAGUGUUGGGCUUGUAUUAGGCUUCAGUUUAAAGAAAAGCAAACCUGAUGUGUGUUUCCCUGCUUUUUACAAGAUUACAACAUUGAACCACUGAAUUUCCUUGCUGUAUAUAAUUUGUGAAGCUAUUUUUUUAACUGUUGUCUUUGUCCACAUGUGCAGCUUUCUGUUUCACAAUUAAAAACUGAUUUAAGUGUG